This is a messenger RNA of Fundulus heteroclitus (mummichog), 3155 nucleotides long. RefSeq lists its product as uncharacterized. The record is from RefSeq and is a predicted model, not a curated record. Gene Ontology annotation, molecular function: calcium ion binding. The transcript is spliced from 16 exons. Lineage: Eukaryota; Metazoa; Chordata; Actinopteri; Cyprinodontiformes; Fundulidae. The coding region runs from base 16 to 2970 and encodes 984 amino acids.
UAGAACUUCUUGGAGAUGUCUUAUUUUGAGGGAAGAGGAGGUCUGGAUUGUCUCCUGGAAAACCGACGGUCCACUAAUGAGGAUUCAAAGCAUCCGAGCAGGCUUCUGUCUUUACCCGGCCGUCCGGUCAGGGCGAGCACCUGGCGACCGGACCCCUCCGACUCUGGACACUGCAGGCGGCACAGGAGACCGAUGUAUGUCUCUUUUGUCACUAAGGCCAUUCUGUGGGAUAGAGGAGGGUGCAACCAUGCUGUCCAUGAUCAUCAAGUUCAUCAGCCACCGUCUGUUUGCCCGCGCUUUCUGUCCCAUAUGAAAGCUCGUCCUGAGGACUUCCACCCGUCGUCUUACCCUAACAAUAACUACCGGCAGCAACUUCCAUCUAGGAGGAAGAUGCAGAGUUUUAACCUUCCUCCUGCCACACAGACCUUAUUUCCUGAGGGCCAGCCUGACACCAGCAGAGGGCUGAACAGUGCUCAAAGCGCUGAUUUGAUCAAGAGAAGACACCCUGCUGCUGUUCUCCCACGUCUCCAGUUCCCGGCCACACCACCUGUAUCUCCAUCCAGCUUUGAUCCAAGUCCUCUCCAACACAACACGCCUCACCUUGACCCCGAAAGACAAGAAAGCAAUUCAAGCAUCAUUCCAACUCAUGAAAUACAUCCUCUUCCUCCCGUCUCUCCUCGCGUUUACUCUCAACAAGAAGAAAAAGUAGUUCCUGAAAGGGAAAGUUUGUUUCCACCUGUUCCCCAGGAGUCAGCUGGGGAUCUUAACCUUGGGCCUUCUGGAUUGUCACAUUCAGAUUCUCCCACAUCUCUCUCUCUGGGCUCUCUAUCACAUUUAAGUCGUCCAUCUUCCAGUUUGUUCAGUCGGAGCACGGACCUCGCCAGUGGCCGGAGCAGCAUCCUGAGCGACCAACCCGCUGCAGAUACUCUGGACUCCUAUCCUGAUAGGAGCGUUGGUUCCUCCCCAUCGGCGCUUUCUCCAGAGAUGCAGUCACCCCUCGCCUCUUUCACUCCAACAGAAUCAGCCCUGCAACAAAUCCUGAAGAACAGCACCUGCACGCCUGCACCUUCGCCCCCUGGACAACAUUCUGAUGAGUUUCACCAAGCACGCUCGCCUAAUCCUCCGCCGGGUGGCAAAUCUACAUCAGACAAACCUCAAAGCGGCAAACGAAUGGCGAAAACUACAGAAAACGUCAAUGUGAUAACGUCUGCAGAGCGUGUCGCCAGUUUGGCCCCGUCUGGUGAUGAAGAGCGGAAUGAACUUGGGUUUCCAUGCCGGAGCCCACUCAGGACCGUUCCACGUUCAGGAUCGGGGGCGAAGCCGACCCCGUCCCCCCCACCGUCUCGGCUGGAUUCGAACCGCUGGUCUGUGCUGCCUCCCAUCUCCCCCAGCAGAGGUUUCUCAGCAGCUUCAGGCUGCUCUGGGAUCAGCUGCAGUCAGUCUCAGAUGUUUGAUGAGUUGGACGUCGUUGCUCCUCUUUCAGCCUCUUGUUCGUCUGUGGAGCGGCCGUCCGACUCCUCAGACUCGCCCCGUUCACCUCUCACAGAGCUGUCUCCUGGCCUCGCAGCCCUGACUGUGGGUUGCGACUCUGGGAAUCUGGGCUCCUUGUCCCGUGUCCAGCUGCUCCUCCUGGACCGGCCAGUGCCAGCCACCGGUUUGGAGGAGGCAUUCUCCCCGGUCCAAGAAUGGUCUGACCUGAUGUCACCAUAUGACGACCCAGAGUGGAUUUCAGCAGGUAACUCAAGGCCCGCCACAGCUGGCAGCUAUUCUGAAAGGUGCGAUUCCGCAGGGGAACUCCAGGACAAUAAAUCGAAUUGGUCUGAAGGAGAUUCUGGGUCUCCAUCUUCCUGGAUCAUAGACCUGAGUCCAUCAUCAGAAGCACUCGGAUCCUCCGAUUCUUCCCUCCAGUCCGACCAAAACGAUGAGAACCCUGCUAAGGAGGAAGUCCGUCUUCCGGAAAGGAACAGCCCAGUUCUGUAUUCGGAUGGAGAAGGAGCGGAGAGGAGGCAGAGGAUGGAGGAGAGGAAAACCAAGGCGCUGUUCAUGCUCUCCAAACUGCAGGACAGCACGCCUCGUCAGGACAGGAGCAGCAGGAGCCGCUCCAACUUCGAGGACUUCGACUUUCUGGCAAAAUAUUGCAUCUUCAGUCAGGAGAAGUUGGACGAGUACAAAAGGGCUUUUGAAGCAGAGGACAGCGACGGUGACGGCUACAUCUCCUGCCUGCAGGUCCUCCUCGCUCUCAAAACCAUCAUUCCUCCUGAGCUGUUGUCCGAAAGAGAAGAGAUCUACGUCUACAGGAUCCUGGAGAUGGUGGACUUCAGGGUGACAGAUGGGCUCGUGGACCUGAGGCUGUUCGCCGUCAUAGCGAGCCUGGCACAGAAAAUAGCCUCCAUGGACUUUACCUGUCGCACGUCUUUCAUCUCUUGUUGCCUCCUUUUCACCCUCUGUGCGGCAGUGCUUUGGGCCCAUCUGUCCCCACGUUGCAUUGUGCUCCUCACGCAGCGUCGCAUUCCCUCAGGGCGCAGCACGUGGUUUCUGCAGGAAAGCCCGUUGCCAAAUAGCAUCAGUGGAGCCAUGGCAGUCGUCGCGUGGGGUUACAGCAAGUCGGCGAGCGUUCAUGUGGAACCAACAAGCUCCCAGCAGAUAAAUGAGUUUAUGCGAUCACUAAUCAGCAGCAUGGACCUCCGCUCCCUUGAAGUGCGUCUCUUUAAAGCGAAGCGGCUGUUCCUUUUCCUCCUGGAGGACCAGCGCGACGUCUCCGGCGCCCAGCAGGGCUUCAUCAGCGGCGAGCAGCUGCUUCUGGAGCUGAAGGCUGGCGGCAUCCAUCUGGAGCAGGAGGCGGCCAUCAGGCUGGAGCUGCAGCGCAUUCCCCCGCUGGACCUGCUGGACUUCCUGGCCUACCUGCCCCUCUUCAUGCUCAUCCACAAGUCUGUGAUCUCCAACCCGCUCGAUGACUCCAGCCACCUCUGAAGCUCCGCAGCAACACCUUCACAGCUCAGAGGAGAUUGCUUACAGAAGAUUCUAAACUAUACCGUACUGUUGUUUUAAUGUUACUGCUCUGUAAUCAUCCUAAAAUGUUAGUUAAAGCUACUAGAACAACAAUAAUUUUAGAAUAAUCCGCACUAGAAAGUGAGAAAUAAGUCUCUUAAAGCGGU